AUGGACGUUAUUGAAGAAUUCCUCGAAAAGCAACCGGUUUCCGGCAAAGUGAAAAUCUCUUUAUUUAUUCAGGAAAGCGAAGCUAUCACCACCAAAAUGUCUUAUGAUAUUCCAACGUUGAAUGCUCUGGAAUUGAGAAAGUUUUGGAAACAUCUUUUAGACAAGUGUCAGCAAAGCUUCAUUUGUGGUUACAGUCGUAAUAAAUCAAAUAGCCAAGCAGAGGAUGUUGAAGACGACGUAUUGAUAACAAAGCUGAGUGAGAGAUCGGUUCCGGUAGAUGAGGUGACUACUUGGAACUAUAAUAGCCAAAAAGAUUGUAUUUAUCCGGUGCUAUCGAUUACCGAAUUACUCAACACAGUGAACUUUGACAUCCUUUUUUUCGGUCAGGCUUUCCCUGCUAGCUCUAAAUCUGACGACGUGACUUACUGUUGUAUCGAUGAAGAUAUCACUGCUGAAUAUUACUAA
Molecule: messenger RNA, 465 nt
Organism: Mycotypha africana
Lineage: Eukaryota; Fungi; Mucoromycota; Mucoromycetes; Mucorales; Mycotyphaceae
Exons: 3
Coding region: 1-465 (154 amino acids)
Source: RefSeq, a predicted model, not a curated record